Messenger RNA from Dinoponera quadriceps, 1061 nucleotides. It is a transcript of the gene mRpL4, whose product is annotated as 39S ribosomal protein L4, mitochondrial. NCBI's taxonomy places the organism in Eukaryota, Metazoa, Arthropoda, Insecta, Hymenoptera, Formicidae. The transcript is spliced from 3 exons. Gene Ontology annotation, biological process: translation. The record is from RefSeq and is a predicted model, not a curated record. Gene Ontology annotation, cellular component: ribosome. Bases 98 to 958 code for a protein of 286 amino acids. Gene Ontology annotation, molecular function: structural constituent of ribosome.
CUCACAUAGCACAGUCACACUUUGAUCCAAGUAUAUCCAAGUCAGGCUAUUAGCCGUGUUGUUUAUUUCGCGCAAGAUUAAUAUCUUUCUCGAUAAAAUGUCAAUGAUAUUUCGGCAAGUCGUUAACAAGUUGCAAGGAGCUACUCGUCAAGCGCUAAGAUAUUGCACGAUCGUUGAAAAUCAAACGAAAGCGCAGGAUAUCGUGCCGAUUAUAUCGGAGGUACGGUAUGACGAUGAAAGCACGCUUUAUCAGAAACCCCGGCAGGUGUGGCUGGAGAAUUUAGAUACUGUAAAGGAGAAGAAGCUGGGUUUCGUCACUUUACAUCCGCAAAUUUUUGCGGCCACCCCACGUAUCGAUAUCAUUCAUCAAAAUGUGAGAUGGCAAAAGAUGUACCGCUGGGUGUCUUAUGCGAAUACAAAGACGCGUGCUGAGGUCAGAGGUGGCGGUAGAAAACCUUGGCCGCAAAAAGGAUUAGGACGAGCUCGUCAUGGGAGUAUACGUUCACCAUUGUUUGUAGGUGGUGGACGAGCACACGGUCCUCGUUCCCCGACACCACAUUUUUAUAUGUUACCCUACUUCACUCGCGUAGCUGGUCUCACAUCGAUGUUAUCUGUGAAACUUGCACAAGAUGAUCUGCACAUAGUCGACAACCUAGAGAUUCCUACAUCGGAACCUUCCUAUAUCGAGCAACUGAUGGAGGAGAGAAACUGGGGACCAUCCGUUCUCAUGGUGGAUUCUUAUGAUAUUAUGCCUAAAAACAUCUCGUUGGCUACUGAUACGAUAAAACAUGUUAAUCUCAUGCCUGUUUAUGGUCUGAACGUGUAUAGCAUGCUGAAACAUGAUACUCUGGUGCUUACAGAAAAGGCAGCUAGAUUAAUAGAAGAAAAAUUAAUUUUCCAAUUUAACAGAUCAGAUUCCAGGAGAAUAUUAGCUCCAUUUAAAAUUAACCAACAUUGAAAAACAGCAAUUUCUAAUGUAACUAACUGUUUUAUACAUAUAUACAGAUUACUUGUACAUCUUUAAAUAUUACUUAGCGCACCACUAAUUAGCGUAUCAUUAA